AUGACGAUACUCUUCGGUAGUUACUAUCUCACGCAGGUCUUCAUCCACAACUUGGACGUGAGCGUGCAUCUAGCGCGCUUCCGCACAUACGUGUACCUCCCUGGUUUCAACUCGCUGGCUGCUGUCAGUAACACCCUUGUCAUGAUCGUCACCGUGGAUAGAUGGUGGUCGAUCUGCCACCCGCUGCGCGCCAUCGCCUGGCGGUCGUUCGCAGUCGCGCGCGCCACCGUCGCAGCCGUCUACGUCCUCUGCUUCGCGCUGCACGUGCCCGAGCUGUUCACGUACACCGUCGGCAGGUGGCGCGACCUGGCGACGAACAAGACCUACUACAGCGCCGACUGGAACUCCGACAUCCACAAGACGGGGUUCUACCGCAUCGCCUGGCCCUGGUCAAAGGUCAUCCUCACCAAGCUGCUGCCGAUCGUCGUUGUCAUGGUGAUGAACCCACUCAUCUUCCGCGCGUUCUACGUCGCCGGACGCCGCCGCCGCCAACUCUCCGCAGCGCAGACUGGCUCCGCCGCCGACCUCCGCCAGCAGGCCGAGCAGCGCCACCUGACGGUGCUGCUCAUCACGCUGUCGGUGACGUUCGUCGUCUGCGUGGCUCCCCAGGUGGUGCUGUCGCUCGUCGACCGCAUGGUGCCGCAGCAGCAGCUCAUUACCAACUACGACUUCCAGGUGUUCCGUGACGUCGCGAACUUCCUCGAACUCGUCAACGUCUCCGUCAACUUCUACCUGUACAGCGUCAGCAACGCGAGUUUCCGCCGCGCGCUGUGCGGGCCGGUCGCCGGGGCGUGCCGCGCCGUCUCCCGCCUCCCCUCGCGAGCCUCCACGCGAAGCAGCGAGCUCCGAUGGGCGUCGGGAACCGACGGCGUCUAUGCGAUCACGCUCCCCGCCAUCGCUGCUGCGGCAGAGAAGCGAGGGGCUAGUCCAGUGAGCAGCCAGUCGCAUUCGACGACGAUGAGCGCCCUCUAA
Messenger RNA from Priapulus caudatus, 972 nucleotides. Its product is annotated as probable G-protein coupled receptor AH9.1. Gene Ontology annotation, cellular component: membrane. Lineage: Eukaryota; Metazoa; Priapulida; Priapulimorpha; Priapulimorphida; Priapulidae. Gene Ontology annotation, biological process: G protein-coupled receptor signaling pathway. The record is from RefSeq and is a predicted model, not a curated record. The transcript has a single exon. The coding region runs from base 1 to 972 and encodes 323 amino acids. Gene Ontology annotation, molecular function: G protein-coupled receptor activity.